AUGUGGCAGCUUGCUCACCUAGAACCUGUUGAUCAGCUGCCUCUCGCUCGUAGCCCUCGCUGCUCAAGCUUUCAUCACAAGGCCUUUGACACUCGUCCAUCCCACUUGGAAGACAUGGCUCCGGCGAUGAAGUCCGCGAUGAAGUCCAAGGCCAUGAAGACCGGUGCCAAAGCCAUGACGAAGGCCCAGCUUGCCGACCAGCUCGCCACCAAGUCCGAGCUCAAGAAGAAGGAUGUCUUGUCGGUCCUGCAGAACCUUUCUGAAAUCGGUGCCAGCGAGGUGACCACUACCGGCAAGUUUGUUUUGCCAGGACUCUGCAUGAUCAAGACUCGUCAGAAGCCUGCCACGAAGGCUGGCACUCGCAUGAUUCGCCGAUGCCGCGCUGUGGUCUUCUUCAAGGGGGCCCAGCUCUGCGUUAAGCUUCAUCAACUCGCAUGA
Molecule: messenger RNA, 438 nt
Organism: Symbiodinium sp. CCMP2592
Lineage: Eukaryota; Dinophyceae; Suessiales; Symbiodiniaceae
Source: the annotation of a GenBank genome assembly